This is a messenger RNA of Peronospora matthiolae, 708 nucleotides long. The record is from the annotation of a GenBank genome assembly. NCBI's taxonomy places the organism in Eukaryota, Oomycota, Peronosporomycetes, Peronosporales, Peronosporaceae.
AUGACUGAGGCGCUUUCCUUCUCCCGCGGCCAGCAGCUCGAAGCAGCGGUCGAGCACUUACCCGACUGGUACUUUGCCACGCUCAAACAACAGCCACCUCCCUCACCAUCCGCUCCAAUCAAACGAGCCACGACUACGACGACCACCACUCUCGACGACGUCGACGAUGAUGAUGCUAUCAAUGCCGUCCACGCGACGCUCAAGUCCGUCUGCGAGACGGACGACAAGCCUCAACCACUGGACGAGGACGACGUGGGCGGUCUGCCCCAAGAACCGUCGUCCAAUGCCACGAUCUGCUGCCUCGACGACGAGCUCGAGCUCAAUGAACUCACACUCGAGGACGAGUCCGACGUAACGUCCGACAAAGAACUCCAGCAGCAGCAGCAGCAGCUCCAGAUUCGAGAGGCAGAGCUCGGGCAGUCGACAGCGUCUGGUCCCCAGUCAUCCGUCGAGCCGUUAACGGACCUUGUGCUCUCGGGCUUCUCCAUGCGUGGAAGAGAGAAAAAAGUCAUGUAUCACAUUGAUGUGGUAGACCACGACGCCCCUUUGCAAACAUACACUAUCCGUCGCAGCUACUCUGACUUUAAAGAGCUCUACGUCCAGUUAUGCGACAUCCUCGAGAAUCGACAAAGUUAUUACCGUCAUCGAGCCAGUUCGAGACUUGCACGGGGGCGACUCCCGGAUCUACGGAAGGGCCGCAGCCCGUGA